Messenger RNA from Penicillium paradoxum, 306 nucleotides. Its product is annotated as methionine aminopeptidase 2. The record is from RefSeq and is a predicted model, not a curated record. The transcript has 2 exons. Bases 1 to 306 code for a protein of 101 amino acids. Lineage: Eukaryota; Fungi; Ascomycota; Eurotiomycetes; Eurotiales; Aspergillaceae.
AUGUCCGCCACUCCUACAAUAACCGGGACUGCAAGGGAACCGGAAGACUCAGACGACGAUGUGGCUAAAGGCACCCCAGUAGUUCCUGGUGAGAACAGUGGCGCCAAGAAAAAAAGAACAAAAACAAAAGUACCUAAGAAAAAGCAAGUGAAAGCAAGCGAAAACUCAGACCAAUCCGCCAUCGAUUAUAGUGCCUAUCCCAAAGGCAAAGAGGUUGAAUACAAGGAUAAUCUAUGGCGAUCCACUAAUGAGAAGAAAGGAUACCUCGACAACCUCAAUAGUCACUCCCUAUCCGAUUAUUCUUAG